This is a messenger RNA of Ricinus communis (castor bean), 4564 nucleotides long. Its product is annotated as protein FAR1-RELATED SEQUENCE 2. Gene Ontology annotation, biological process: regulation of DNA-templated transcription. The record is from RefSeq and is a predicted model, not a curated record. NCBI's taxonomy places the organism in Eukaryota, Viridiplantae, Streptophyta, Magnoliopsida, Malpighiales, Euphorbiaceae. Bases 268 to 2838 code for a protein of 856 amino acids. Gene Ontology annotation, molecular function: zinc ion binding. The transcript has 10 exons.
AAAUAAUAAUAAUAAUAAUAAUAAUAACCGCUGUGAUUCACGCCUAAUGUCUUCUCCUUCUUCUUCUUCUUCACCUGCGAAACUGCUUCUUCUUCUUCUUCUUCUUCAUCACUUGCAAAACAGUUGUCAUUAACGGAUCCCCGCUUUUGACCUACUGGAACGUGUGUCCAGCUUGCAGUAUUAAGGGAGAGUGAGCGAAUUAGGUGUCUGUUAAUAUGAUUAUCUCUUUCCGAUAGGUUUUAUUUUUUAUUUUGUUUAUUACUUUUUAUGGAGAUAGAUCUUGAGCUGCCUUCUCAGGAGCACGAGAAACUAGUUACGGGAUCAAAUACAAAUGUUGAUGUAAUGGAUAGUGCAGAUGUGUUGCAUGUUACUGAAGAGGAUAUAUAUUCUCCUACGGGUGAGCAUCUUAUAGGAGCCUGCAGACCAAAUGAAAUUGAAGGUUGUACUAGUGGGGAUCUUGUGGAAGGUAGCACUAUUAGAAAUGAUGUUCUUAAUAGAGGUGUGAUCUGUGAGCCCCAAAAUGGUUUAGAAUUUGAAACAAAGGAGGCGGCAUAUUCUUUCUAUAGAGAAUAUGCUCGAUCUGUAGGAUUUGGCAUCACGAUAAAGGCUAGUCGUCGUUCAAAAAAAUCUGGUAAAUUUAUUGAUGUAAAAAUUGCAUGUUCUAGAUUUGGAAGUAAGCGUGAGUCAAGUACAACUGUGACUCCACGAUCAUGCAUAAAAACUGAUUGCAAAGCAGGCUUGCAUAUGAAGAGGACACAGAAUGAGAAGUGGAUUAUAUAUAGUUUCAUAAAGGAGCAUAAUCAUGAGAUUUGUCCAGAUGAUUUUUAUAAUUCUAUCCAGGGACGGAACAAGCAAUCUGUUUUGGUUUCAGUUCAAAAGAAAGGGCUGCAGUUGGCUUUAGAUCAUGAUGAUAUACAAGUUAUGCUUGAGCAUUUUAUGUGCAUGCAAGCAGAGAAUCCUAAUUUCUUUUAUUCAUUAGAUCUCGACCACGAAAAACGUUUGAGAAAUGUAUUUUGGAUUGAUUCAAAAGCCAGGCACGAUUAUAGGUUUUUCUCUGAUGUUGUCUUCUUUGAUACUUUCUAUGUUAGAAGCAAUUAUAAGGUACCCUAUGCUUCAAUUAUUGGAGUGAAUCAUCAUUUCCAAUUUGUGUUACUUGGAUGUGCAUUGAUUGGAGAGCAGACCCCAUCUACUUAUGUUUGGUUAAUGCAGACAUGGUAUAAAGCAGUGGGUGGUCAAGCUCCUAAAGUAAUUAUUACUGAGCAAGAGAAAUGCUUAAAUGAAGCUGUUGGAAAUGUGUUCCCUAAUGCACACCACUGUUUUUGUUUAUGGCAUGUACUGAGUAAGAUGCCUGAGAAUUUGUCUCGUGCUGUAACUCAAGGUGAAACUUUCCUGGCAAAAUUCAACAAAUGCAUUUGUAGGUCUUGGACAGAAGAACAAUUUGAAAAGAGAUGGUGGAAAAUGGUUGAUAAAUUUGAAUUAAGAGAGGAUGAGUGGUUCCAGUCAUUGUAUGAAGAUCGUAAAAAGUGGGUGCCGACAUAUAUGCAAGAUAUAUUUUUGGCUGGGAUGUCUACAGCUGAGAGAUGUGGAAGUAUAGCCUCUUUCUUUGACAAGUAUAUUCACAGGGAAGCUACAUUGAAGGAGUUUAUGGAGCAGUACAAAUUAUUUUUGCAAGACGGGUUUAGCAUGGAAGCUAAAGCUGAUUUUGAAACACAAAAUAAACAACCUGCAUUAAGAUCUCAUUCGGCUUUUGAGAAACAAUUGUCAAGAGUCUACACAAAUGCAAUAUUCAAGAAAUUUCAGGUUGAGGUUUUGGGUGUAGUUUCAUGUCAGCUUCAAAAAGAAAGUGAAGAUGGGGCAACUCUGAACUUUCGAGUUGAUGAUUUUGAAGAACGAUGGAAUUUUCUUGUUGCUUGGAAUGAAACAGCAUCAGAUAUUCAAUGUUCAUGCCGUUCGUUUGAGUAUAGAGGUUUUCUCUGUAAACAUGCGAUCCUUGUUCUUCAAAUGUCUGGUGUUUCCAACAUCCCAUCCCACUAUAUAUUGAAACGAUGGACAAAAGAUGCCAAAAUCACUCAAAUUGUUACUGAAGUAUCAAAGCAUCUUCCUUACCGGGUCCAGCGUUUCAAUGAUUUAUGUAAACGGGCCAUUAAACUUGGUGAAGCAGGGUCUCUAUGUCAAGAGGCUUAUCAUAUUGCUUUCAAGGCAUUUGAAGAAGUCUUGCAAAGUUGUAUAGGUGUCAACAACUCUGUUAGGAUUGUUUUAGAACCAGGUGUAUUGCCUGUUCAUGGUUUUAUUGACACUGAAGAAGGGAACCAUGGCAACAAUAUGGUUAAAUCAUCUAAGAAAAGAAAAAGAUAUAAGAAAAAGAAGGUACUUUCUGAACCAGAAGAGAUGACCAUCAGCUUGCAAGACAGCUACCAGCAAUUGGAGCAGAUAAACUCCAGAGCACACACCACUGAUAAUUGCUAUGUUCCACAACAGGACAUGCGAGAUAUGGAAUUGGGUUCUAGACCACCAACUAUUGAUGGUUUUUAUGGUUCUCAACACAGCAUGCAAGGAGUGGGACAAUUGAACUCAAUUUCUCCAAUUCGUGAUGGUUAUUAUAAUAAUCAACAGGGUGUACCAAGCCUGGGGCAGUCACAUUCAAUACCAACAUGUGUAAGUUCCUUUGGUGACCAACAAAGCUUGCAAGUACUGGGCCAGCUAGGCUUUAGAGCAACAACCGGAGAAGGCUGUUUUGACAUCCAUAGUAAUUUGCAAGAUAUGGAACUGCCUGUUGGCUCCACACAGUAUCCUGGCAUUGCACCAAAGCAUCUACAUGAUAAGCACCCUGCAAGUUAACUCAAAAACAUUGAUAGGUUCUUGCACUCUGAAGGACAGUUGAAUUUACAGCAUUUCUAGAUUCGUUUUGGGGAUCAGAUAUCGUAGUCAUCCUGUGAAAGUAGUAAUUAGAAAAGGCUAUGUUAGUUUCUUGUUAAAUAGUACAAAUUAUAGUCAUAGAAUGGUGUUGGCUUGUUGCGGCAACUGGCAGACAAGCUAGUCCUGCAGGACUUCGAUUGCUUUGUUCUCGGGGCACUGCAGCCUGCAAAGCACCUCUGACUGGUUCGGUCCCACUUACUAUAAUUAUGGAUUGAAAGAUAAUGAAAUCAAUUAUUUUGUUCAUUCUCUAUGAAAAUUUUGUAGCAUGGUAUAUUGGGCGUAGAAAACAUUACAAUUAAUGUACAUUUAAAUGUAAUUUUGAUGACAUCUGAAUGUUACUUUUUUAGAAGUGGUUGCUUUUCACUGUAGAAGAAAAGCCAUGCUGCUUUGGCAAUCACUUGACCUACUAUGAGAGCAUGAACUGUUCAAUAUGAUCAAGGAGAUCCAUUCUUAAUAGAUGGAUUAACUUGGUCUUCCUGCAAAAAGUGGCUCUUGAAAGUACAUUUUGUCAUUACCAUAGUCAUACAAUAGGAGAAAAUGGCCAUGUUGAGUAUAGUGGUUGAAAAGGAAGCAAUUCUAGAUGCAUCCCUAUAUGGUGUUUUGACACGACUUGCGAAAGAAGAGAACAAAUUUCACUGAAAAUGUAUAGAAGCUUUGAUACCAAUGGAAGAUUUGAAGCUAUGAAUUGAUACAUAUAAUUUACAAGAAGAAUCUGUUCCGUGAUUGGUAUCAUAGAAUGAUUAGGAAUACAAGUUUGCUAACUGUUUAUCAUGCACAUAAAUAUGUCUCAAGUGUAGUCUCCACAAGCCAACUGUUUGGCCGACUUGUAGCUUGACUUUUUGUUUUUCCUUAUUAGGAGUCUGGUGGGUGGGAAAAGAAAAUAAGGAAAUAUUGGAGGAUCAAAAGAGAAGAAAUAAAAUAAUGGAAGAUGGGGAAAACAGCAAGAAAGAGCAAAUGAGAGGUGAAAUUAGGGGACAGUAGAAAGUUUAGCAAGCAUGCUGCCUUCGCCUGAAACAACAGCAACCAGAGUGAAGGGGAAAAGGUAGAGAGCAUGAGAAAUUCUGUAAAACCCAGUUGUUUGGGAUGCGGAGGCGGAAGAAGUUGAUUUUCUAGGAUGUUUAACCACUGGUACUUUUUUAGAUGGACAUGUGCGAUCAAUGAAAAAAUAUGUUUUGAUAGAACCCAUUUUCUUGUGUGUUGAGGUUCAAUGGACCAGGAGUCAUCUGAGAAAGUUGUGAAACCUCCCAGUUUCCUUACCCGACGAAAGAAGUUGCUAGCAAAAGGUGGAAGACAUGAUAAUCAAAGUUGAAAAGAAGUAUUGAACCUUGAAUCCUUAAGCUCUUGAUUUGCCUAAAUCAGGUCUUAUCAAUCUAGGUGUGUGAAUGACAUGGUGAACUCGGUGCAGUAGACCCAGAAGAUGUAGUUUUGUAAAAUGUUUGGGUGGUGCUAUAAGCCUGGUUUCAGAUUGUUAAUUGUUUCAGUGGACUAAUAAGAAGAGGAGAUGCAUGGUUAUGCUCCAAUUAUGAAUUUCUGUUUCUGCAAUUGUUACUGCUGAAUAUAAUUCUUUUGUGUUGUCGUAGGUGGAUAACUAACUUUGAGAAACAUCAUUAAAGUUUAUUAGUUAAUUAUUUAUUCAGCUUUGUAAUUA